Messenger RNA from Ochotona curzoniae (black-lipped pika), 363 nucleotides. RefSeq names its product coiled-coil domain-containing protein 169-like. The coding region runs from base 1 to 363 and encodes 120 amino acids. The transcript has a single exon. The record is from RefSeq and is a predicted model, not a curated record. Lineage: Eukaryota; Metazoa; Chordata; Mammalia; Lagomorpha; Ochotonidae.
AUGAAGAUGAGAAGUUGUGGCACAAAAAAGGAAUCUUUAAAUACAUUACUUAAGCAGCUAGAAAAACAAAAAAGGAGUCUUGAAAAUCAAGUCAAAGUCUAUGCGUUUAGACUGGAGCAAGAAUCAAAGGCUUACCACAGGACUAACAAUGAACGCCGUACCUAUCUUGCUGAGAUGUCUCAGGCUUCAGGUUCCCAUCAGAUUCCAAAAAGGCAACAACACAUGGAACAACUGCCAAAAAUGAAGGAGAAUCUAGUGAAAAUGGGAAGAUUUAAUCUAGUCCACCAGAAGACAGCAAAUGCCAAGAAAGUACCAGUCAAAAGAGUUACAAGAUCAAACCAUCUUCCUAAACUCAAUCCAUGA